AUGGCCACUCAUCUAAAUUUAGAAGCAGUGAAGGAGCUCAUGGUUACACAGCUCAGAACCUUUUUUAAGCUUUGCUGUUGUAGAGCAAUAAACCGAGUGAAAUGGAAGGCAUGUUCAUUAGACGGUUAUAUUGGUGUUUUAUGUGCGUUAAUAAAUAGAAAUGAAACAAUAAACGUUAAAGUGAAACCGAAAGUAUGUCGGCAGCUAACAGUUAGCUUCCUGUGGACAGGAGGUGGAGGACGGUUAAGCCUUUGCAGUCUGGCCAACCAUCAACAGAAAGUGAUGGGAGUGAUAACAGGGUUGUUGUGCAUCAUUCUUCUGGAUGGAUUCCUGUGUUCAGCACGGUGGGCCGGGUUGCUGCUGCUCAAAUGUUCCAGCUGCGGAGGACUGGCAGGACUGUGGGCCUUCGGACUGAUAAAAUGGGCUUUUCUCCAUCUUUUCAUCGCAGUGCUGACAAGUGGAAAACACAGAGCAUUGCUUUAUAGGUUCGCAGCACUCCUCUGUCUUAUUUCUCCAGUGUUUGAAACUGGACGGAUCCUGACUGCACUUCCCUCGGAACGAUACACAGGACCUUUGCUCGAUCCCAGCAUGCUUUUGUUGGGUUCUACGUCUUCAUUGGUGGCCUGUUUAAUAUGGGAAAAAUGGAUUUCUCGUGAUGGACAGACAAAGAAAGACAAUCUGGACACCAAACGUUUGCUAAUGAGAGUGCUGAGAUACUUCAAACCAGAUAUGUUUUAUUUGAUAACAGCUUUUUCUUUCCUCAUCAUGGGAGUCAUAGGUGAUACUUACAUCCCUUUAUAUCAGGGAAAAGUCAUUGACAUGCUCAGUGAACGACAGCUGCAAAGUGACUUUGGUUACACAGUCGGACAUCUAGUGCUCAUCUAUUCUGGAAGCGCCCUGUUCUCUGGCAUGAGAGGAGGUCUUUUCAUGAUUUCUUUGGCCAGACUGAACAAGAGACUGAAACAUCUGCUCUUUCACAACCUCCUGAAGCAGGAGGUGCACUUCUUUGAGGAGAACAACCCAGGACGACUUUCCUCCCGCCUGCACAGUGAUGUGGACAGGAUGGGGCGAACCGUAGCGCUGAAUGCUAACGCAGUGGUUCGCAGUACGUUCAAAACUGUCCUCAUGCUCAGAGUGAUGUUGGGCCUGUCCUGGGAGCUGACUUUGCUCACCUGCAUAGAGAUGCCUCUCUUGGCCACAUUGCAGAAUAAAUACAUCAACUUGUCCAAGGAGCUAAAAGAUCAGACCCAGGAAUGCCACGCUCAGAGCAAAGACCUGGCUUCCCAGACGAUCGGCGGGAUCCGAACAGUCCGCAGCUUCAAUGCAGAGAAAGAGGAACUCAGGAGGUACCUUGUGGCCCUGGAAGAGCUGUGCUCCAUCAAGAGGCGAUCAGCAAUAUUCAGCGCAGUUUAUCUUGUCAUACGAAGGGUGGUGUCUCUGGGUAUAAAGAUAUUAAUGCUGAUCCAAGCCAGACGCCUCAUCUCUUCUGGUCAGCUCAGCAUCGGUAAUCUGGUGUCGUUUUUCCUGUACCAGAAGCCCAUGUCAGUCAAUCUAAGGGAGAUCAUGUAUUGCUAUGGUGAGACGAUGUCCACAGUAGGAGUCAUUUCCAAAGUGCUCAGUUACCUUGACAGGACACCAAAAACUAAAGAGGAAGGAAACCUGGCUCCUAAGGUGUUGGAGGGGAGAGUCGUUUUCCAAAACAUCAAUUUUAGUUAUCCAUCUGCUCCUUCAGAAAAAGCGGCUUUAAAGUCGGUGUCGUUGGAAAUCCGCCCAGGGAAGAUCACUGCGCUGGUUGGUCCAUCUGGCGGUGGAAAGAGUUCCUGCGUCAGCCUGCUGAAGAGGCUGUAUGAGCCUCAAGACGGUCAAAUCCUGCUGGACGGCAAGCCGCUGCACUGUUACCAAGGAAAAUACUUCCAUCAGAAGGUGGCAUUGGUUUCCCAGAAUCCUGUGCUGUUUUCUGGUUCCCUGAAGUAUAACAUAGAGUAUGGUUUGGAGAAACCUCCUCCAGAGGAGAAGGUGAAAGAGGUCGCCAGGAAGAUCGACGCUCACAAGUUCAUCUCUGAAAUGGAGAAUGGCUACGACACAGAUGUUGGAGAGUGUGGAGGUAAACUGUCCGAAGGCCAGAAGCAGAGCAUUGCCAUCAUCAGAGCGCUGCUUAGAGACCCCCAGGUCAUCAUCCUGGAUGAGGCUACAAGCAAACUGGAUGUUGAUGCAGAGAGGGCGGUUCUGGAUGAGGUUCUGAAUCGUGGACGGACCAUCCUGAUGGUGGCUCAUCAGCUCAGGAUUGUGGAAAAGGCAGAUCACAUCAUCUUCAUGGAGGACGGAUCAGUCAGGGAGGAGGGGACCCACCAGGAGCUCAUGAAGAAAAAAGGAGGCUACUUUCGUUUAAAGGAGGAGCUGUUUUCUGAAAGCAGAUGAAGAAAGUUGUUUAAAUAUGAAAAAAUAUGCAAGAAAGUGUGUCCCAGUUUUCUA
Molecule: messenger RNA, 2472 nt
Organism: Cyprinodon variegatus (sheepshead minnow)
Lineage: Eukaryota; Metazoa; Chordata; Actinopteri; Cyprinodontiformes; Cyprinodontidae
Gene: tap2t
Product: antigen peptide transporter 2-like
Exons: 13
Coding region: 1-2418 (805 amino acids)
Biological process (GO): transmembrane transport
Cellular component (GO): membrane
Molecular function (GO): ABC-type oligopeptide transporter activity; ATP binding; ATP hydrolysis activity
Source: RefSeq, a predicted model, not a curated record